AUGGCGGAAGCGGAGGAGCAGCCGCUGCCCGUGUCGCCUCAGAGUGAGGGCCGGAGCGAGGGCGGGGAGGAGGCCCCGGAAGGCGGAGCGGCGGCCCCGGAAGGCGGAGCGGCAGCGGGGGCCACCGACACGGCCCCCCCUACGGCCGGCUCACCGGGCACCGAGGAGCCCGCCGGUGACACGAAAAAGAAAAUUGACAUCCUGCUGAAGGCCGUGGGAGACACCCCCAUCAUGAAGACCAAGAAGUGGGCCGUGGAGCGAACCCGGACCAUCCAGGGCCUCGUUGACUUCAUCAAGAAGUUCCUCAAGCUGAUGGCCUCCGAGCAGCUGUUCAUAUACGUAAACCAGUCUUUUGCUCCAUCUCCAGACCAAGAAGUUGGGACCCUCUAUGAGUGUUUUGGAAGUGAUGGCAAGCUUGUACUGCAUUAUUGUAAAACCCAAGCAUGGGGAUGAAUAUCAAGCCAUACAAUUGUUUAGGUGUUGAUUUCAAAAAUGGAAAAGGGAUUAACUUUCUUAAAUUCAACCUGUAAACACACAGAAAGAAGGAUUUUUUGCAUUUCUGCUUAUUACUGUACAUUUAUAAAAAUGAUACAGAUGAAUAGCAUAAAAGAAGAGCUACCAAGGCUAUGUGAUCAUGUAGCUUUUUUUCUGGUGCACAUCUGAGUUACAGAAAAAAAUCUGCAUCUGCCACUUAUAAAGCAGAGCCAGCUCUCUUGCUGCGGAGUUCUUAAUUGCUGUAUCUGAAGGGAAACUAUUUCAUAGUUGAGUGGAGGACUGGACAGCUCUGCCAGUCGAUAUGCUGUACUGAAGGUAAAAGUUCCAUUUUAUUAAAAGGGAUGUUUAUUGUACAUGUAGCCCAGGAUUUAGUCUACUUCUGACAUGUUGUCCAUCUGUUAUGUGCAUCCUUGUUCUUUGUGAAGUCUUCAUCUUGAACAUGCAUUAUCUCAUGUUAUUUCAAGACAGUAUUCUGAUUUUUUUUCUCAUAAUUAAUAUGAGAAUUGGCAUAUAAUCUGGUAUUGGUAUAUAAUUGAAUUACUUCACUCUGUGCCUUCAUUGUGUUGGUAGUCUAAGUACCUCAUUUAUAUGGCACAGUAUAAUGAUAGGCCUCAGAAACACUUUCCUCCUGCUUAAAUUGUGUAGUGAUUUGUUGAAGGCUGAACACUUUAGCAGUUGCCAGGGUGUUCUUCUGGCACUGUUUAACGACUAGCAUCAUUAGUUGAAUGAUGCAACUAGCUGUUGCAUCUUCAGUUAAUGAAGAAAUAGACAUGAGGUGCUAAAAAUCUACUCUAUAUGUUCUCCUUUUGGCUGCUGUUACUUUACUGUUUAACCAGCUGCAUGUUCCAUCAAUAAAAUAGAAUGCAGUUUAUAUCCUUUUGCUAAGUGAUAAUGAGGAUUAUUUUGUUUCAUCCUGGAAAGGACUUGGUGCCUUGGCUAGGGUACAGACCUUUGUUUUUAUUUAUUGGAGGGUUUUGAUGUGGGAGGAGGGGGUUUUGUGGCUUUAUUUUAAAUGUACAAUCUUUUAUGUUUGUUUAAACUGUACUAAAUUAAAUGUUAGCUGUUUGCUUGCAGUGUGUUCUUAUGCUGGAUGACACUUUUGGUCCCUGACGUAAUCUAAUUCUUCAGCACAUGCAGGCAAAACAGCCUGUUCUAGUUUAAAGCAUGCUUGUACAAUACUCUCAAGCCAUUCCUUGCCGUUUCAUGUAUAAGUGGCUCUUAGUGGUCUCUGCAACCUGUGUAUCAGAUUGUUUCCACCCUUGGAGGACUUCUGGAGAAGUAAUACUCAGCUUAAUUUACUGAUGUUACUAAGGUUGGCAUGCAAUCUGCAUAUGUAUGGCGCAGUAUCACUUGCUUGCUGUUUGAAUAGCUUGAUGUAUUUUACCGCUUUUUAAGUGGAAAGCCUGGAUUCAUUGGAUUAAGCUAACGAGGCAGAAUUGGUUGUAGACUUAAAGACUUCAAAUAAUCCAUACUUGUGCCUGGUCAGAACCCUGAUCUCAUGAAUCUCUAUCUAUUUAAGAGAACUAUUGCAGAGGUAAGCACUUUGCUUCUGUCUUGAAGAAAUUGCCUGCUCAGUUACUGUGGGGCCAGCGUAACCUUGCACAGCCACUAGAGGGUACACAAGGACAAAGGUAUUUGCAUAGUUUUUCCUGGUUUGGUUGGUGUUUUCUUUUCCCCAGUCUUUUUCGUAAUAUGUCCACUUGCUGGCCUUACAAAUAUAAGUAGUUUAUUCUCCCGUGUGGCAGUAUAUUUACCUAAGAUAAGCUACUAGUCUGCCUGUCUUUAAAGAAUGUUCUGUUGGUGCCUUUCACCUCAUUUGACCUUAAAUGAAAUUACUGAUACAGUGCAAAUGUGCUCUUCAAAAGUGGUGCAAGAAGACUGGGUUUUGUGUGUGUGUGUUUUGGGGGUUUUGUGGUUUAUCCUAGGUUUUUUUUUCUUAAAAAAAGAACAAAUAAAAACCCACUCAAGGUGAAGGAGGACUGUAGGUCACUAUAUCUCGCCAGCUAAUGGUUGAAGGUUGUCCUUCAUGUUGCAUCUAUAGAUAAUUUUUAUCCUCUGGAGUUGGAAAAAAAAAAAAAGUUUGCCUCUGUCCCUUCAAAGGUAAUAGUUCGGUAGCAUAAACCCCACAGUAAUGGUUUGGAUUUACCAUUCUGUGUUUUCUUUUAUUUACCACAUGCAUUUUUGAACUUGGAUAACUUAUUCAUGCAGAUUAGAAUUAUUCAUUUAUUUAAGAUUCAGCUUGUUCCUUGAACAAUACUUAUUUAUUACUGUUUGCUCCUGCACUUUUCUGCUUUUAUUUUUUCUGCAGUCCCAACUAAUUAUUUCUUGGCCCCUAGUUUACCAGUACACAGUGACUACUCACCUGAUUCAGUUCUUUUUUCUGUUUCCUGAAUGCUCUGAGUGGCUGCCUGUAUUCUGUUUCUUUCCUUUUAGUGACUGUCAGUUCCAGUUCUUCUAAUUCCCCCCAUUGCGUCUGUACAUCUUUAUGGAGGGACUUCUCCAUUUUGCUGCUUUUCUCUGUAGUUUUCUGGCUUCUCACAUCAGGAGGGUAGUCAGUGCUUCUUUAUCUCUGGUAACUCCUUAAUGACCAUGGGCUCUUUCUGUCUGAAGACAGGGUGUGACUGUUUGACACAAACUUUUCCUUGUGCAUAUUCUUAAAUAACAGUCUUAAAUGCAAACAUGAGAAGUAGAUAAUGUGUUGGGUGAACAGCUAAAGGAUUAGCAGGACGUUACUUGUAGAAUUUGCAAAAGAUAGAGCUUGCAAAAAACAUAUUAAAUCUAAUACUUCAAAAAGUGACAGUUACAGCAUCUAAAAUCAUAGAUGAUCCUGAAAUGCUUUAAAAUUUAUGCACUUAUCUCUUUAUAAAGAAUAAUUCCAGUAAACUGGAAACAUCAGAAGCUUAAGUAGAAAAUGAAGCAUGUUCUCUGUAUUUAGUAUGUCUUGAGCAAAAGUGUUGACUGUAUGAUUUAGGUGACUUCAAUUACAUCAGUGGGAGGAAAACGGACACAAAAGUAAGGGUUGACCUUUUGGGGGAAAAAAAAAAAGGAAAAAAAAAGAGACAAAAAGAAAGUGUAGGCUUAGAGGAGUACUGUGUUCCCUCAAAGAUGCUACAGUACCGAGCUACCAAUAUUUGUAAUAUUUAAUUCACUUGGGUUUAUUUAAUUCACUUGGGUUUAUGUAAUUGAAUUAAUAGAAUAGGCAAAUCAGAAAAAAUUAGUAAAUAAACUAAUUUUUAAACAUUGAGAAAUUAAGAUGAGUAUCGGAAAGGAAUAUUAUUAUACUGGUUUUAUGAAAGGCUUAGUACUUCACAAAUCCUGAUACUUAAUAGUGCUAUGCAAAAUUCAGUUGUCCUGUUCCCAAGGUAACAAUCAUCAAGGUCAAACCCUCUAAACUGGGGGGCAUUAUUUAUAUGAACUGUUAUUUAGAUAAUGGUUUAGAGAUUAGCAUUCAUUACAAAUUUCUAAUUUGUAGCUUGAACUAGUCUUAAUAGCACAUGGAAAACAUGGAGGAUCUAAGUGAAACUAAAGUUACCUUGAGAGCGAAAUGAUAAAAUACGUAGUCAUAUUGCCUGUAUGCAUAAUGAGCAAAUGUUAUUUUUACUUUUAAAUCUUGAGGAAUUACUGCUAAGGUAUUAACAGAAGAUGUGUCUCUGUUCAUUAUCCCCACAAUGUAAUCUUGAACGUACUGAUCUGCAGGUGGUGGGGUAGGAAUCCAAACAUCGUUCUGCAAACUUCUCAACUCUAAAGCAGCUUCUGUUUAUCCAUUGCUGCUGUUCAUGCUCAUUUUGCAGAUCAAAUUCUGCUUCUUAUUGCAUGAGCUUUUGGCUUUCGGUGUUCUUGACUAUCCUGAACUCUUAAUUACUGUUCAAGGAUGUUGUACAAAGGUUACUCAAGGCAUUAUCGUACUACAACAUCUUCAUACUUGGAGAUGAGACAAAAAAAGGGGGAAAAUGGCUUUAGCACUGUGGUUUUUAUGGUGAUUAUGACUAUUACAAGCAUAUAUAAAUUCCGUGGGCAUUAAAAAACACAACAAAACUGUUGUCAGCCUUGGUUUGUAUUGGAUUAUCAGGAGAACAAAAACAUUUGACAAGAAAGGAUGUUGACUGUGUUUGCUUUUAUUUGUGGAGACCUUGCUUCAGCUUUGCUAGUAUCAUACUUAAUAUGCUUCCAAGGCUAAACAUCAUAAAAUUCUAGAUAUUUUUCUUGUCCCUGCUUUGCACUUCUUCCAGUAGCCAUAAUGCCAUGAGAUGUCACAUGCAUAUCACUGUAUUUUAGCCAGAAAACUUGAGGCCAAAAUAUCUAGACAGAAAAAUUCAUUUAAAGAUUGUUUCAUCCUAAAAUAGGUGGUUAAGAAAGGUUGAAUGAAACACAUCGCUGACUAAAGGGAGAGCAAAAUAAGUACAUUAAAAGCUUAAGAUUAAGACAGUCACACUACACUAGACUCAGUACUGCCAGGAAAUGUUCUGGGGCACUGUAGCUCAGUCAUCUGUACGGUUAGCUGGUAGAACAUUUGCUGGUGCAGAUUUUGGCCUGUGCACAAUUCAGGACUUGGCAAGGCACCAUUUCUGGUGGGCACUUUGGACGUGACCAGCCUGUUCUGGAGGUUAAAAAGUAAAUACUGUGGUUGCAAACUGUGCUUUGCAAGUUUGCUUCUGUGCCAGAGGGCGAUCCUUGGGAUAUUUGUUAGUGGAUACACAGCCACAAUUUCAGGUGAGAUUUGAUCCCUUGUAUGCACACUGAGAAGAAUUAGACUUUGGGGAGAAAAACAUUUUCCCUCUUCAAACUUCAGGAGCUAUCUCAGAACCCUUUUAAAACGGUUCUCCAGCUUUCCCUCCAUGUAGUCAUCACAUAUAUGGUUGCUCUAAAUGCCUACCAAUAGCUAGAUUCUGCAACAGUUUUUGUUAAGGCUGCAGAUUACAGACAGUGAGGAAGCACUACUUAAACAUCUCAAUUUGCUCAUACCUUUCCUUAUUAGAAAUAGAUGAUGAACAUUUAUUAAUAAGAUAUAGGAAAAAGUACAGGAGUCUCGGUAUCCUUGCUCUGUAUUUUCUCAUGUAAUAAUUCCACAUGAAGAUUAUUUUUAUGUCUAUAAAAAACCAUACAUAUCAGUUGGAAUGAGUGAAUAUAGUGUUAAAAUAUAAUUGCACAGAGAGCUUAAGCAUAAAAAAAAAGAGGUUCGAGUUACAUGUUCCAACUGCAAAAAUCACUAUAUGACGUUAAAGUAGACAAAAAUGUCUUUCCCUCAAACCCAGUUUGGUAACAGAACUAAUAACCCUAGCAACUCUGGGGAACUAAAAUGCAUUAAGAGCUCUUUGGCUCUGAAACAGGAAACCUCAAGGAAGAGAAGAGCUCAAAACAGAAAACUACACAGUAAAUAUUGUCAGCACAGAGAAGAGUAGCCAGCGCUUUAGCUUUCUCAUAUAAACACCACAAGUUGAAAGAAACGGAAACUUAUUUUAAAGUGGUUUUCUCACAGAGAGAAAUGUCAAUAUUUUACUUAUAACACAUGCCUGGUGUACUAACCUCCCACCAAAAGUGUAUUAAAAUUAUUUAUUCCAAGAGUCCUUUCUGUGCUAUGUGGUUUAAUGCUUCACAGCUCUUCAGUGCGGUUUAUUUUUUUCCUUCAGUGGUACACAUGCUGUUCAGUAGUUGUGUUUUCAACGUAUAGCAUGACUUAGCAUGUGGUGCCCUCAUUUCACUGACUGAUUACUCCAUUUUGUAGUCUGAUGAUGUUUCACUGCAUGAUCUGUGUUUGAUACGAUUUGUUCUCAGGCUUUUUUUGUAAAUCACUGUGCAAGCAGCAGGUUCUCUUGCAAAAUCUGUUGUGUACUGAGAGAUCAAUCUCACUUUCCAAGUUGUAUGACUGAGGAACAGCUGCAGUGCUGCUCCACAGCCCCAGAAGGAGUCAUCCCACUUGGAUGUAGGGCUCCAUAAUCAUUUAGCUUGGUCUUCCAGAUCAGAGUUUGGGAACUGCUGAUUUAGAUGGUGCAUUGCUUCCAAGUCGCAAUCUGAGUGACGUCUGCAACAAACAUUUACUUAUGUUUCCCCCUGACUAUAAUCCGGAGAGUCUCUUCUGUGCAAUUGGUAUCCUUCCAAGAGUUCAAAGACCUUCAUGUGAAAUAAAAGGGACAGAACUCGGCAUCAUAGGCUGGGGCACUUGAGGUUUUCUGAUGCAGGUUGCAGUCCUUAAAUCACACAAAGCUUAAAGUAAGGGGCAGUAAGCCUUUUGUAAUGCUUUGGGACUACACAACACAAUGCUGUAUUUCAGUAAGGUGAGUUUCCUUGGCGCAGGUCAUUAACUUUUUAUCUGUAUUAUGAUCUGUGUGACGAAGUAUUCUCUUAAGCUUCCUCAGAGAGGUAUUGCCAUCGAGUCAUGUAGCCCCAAAACUUGCACUACAGCUGCAGAUCCAGGUUUUCUUCUAAAAAAGCCCCCUCUCCUAACAUAAAGAAACUUAGGUAAUACCAUUGGUAAAGGGGUGAAAGUUGUAUUAUGUAGAGGAGGAGAUGUAAAUGCUGAUUAUGGGGUUGAAGUGCUGUUGUCUGUCCAGUCUAACAGACCAAAGAGGCACGGUAUAGUUGUUUGCUGCAGCAGUCUGAGGAUUCAGACACCUUGGAUCCCACUUUCAACCUGACCACAAUUUUUCUUUGGAAUAACAAGAUUCAUCAUAAAAUCUCGAAUCCCAAGCUACAUAUUCAGGCAUAUUCAUGAUGCAAAGUGUCUAACACUGGAGUUUGGUAAUUCCAUCAAUCUUAAUUGAAGAUUUUCCUCAAUGAGUCAGGAGAAAAACCUGGUGAGCUGCACCCCAAUAGGAGAUGAGGUACCAAUAUAUGCUCAGGCACUUCGGCUGGUAAGUCUCUCUUGGAGCUAAACGUCAUGUCCAAUGAUUGCUUGAAGUCUUUUGGAUAAUAGUGGAGUGGUUGGGCAUUUGUCUAUAAAGCUAAGUUUCUGUGGUCGAAGCCCCAAACUCCCAUUUUCCAAGACAAGGUUUUCACUGUCAGGGUAUCAGCAGGAAUAGUUUAUUGUUUUCCUCUCUGCCUCUCAAUGAAGUUAUGUAAUGAAGAAUGCAAGAAUGAUUUACUUUCUGUGUGAACCCUCUGAGCUUCUGUGCUUUUCACAAGGGCGGCACAAUGUGAAAUACAGGAAAAGACCUUACACCUUGUUGCUUCUUCCCUGAAGCUACACGCUUUGCCUCAACUUUGGACUUAUUUUUCAAAUAACCUUUACGUAAUUGCUCUUGAGAGGGACCAAAGCUUUUUGCUAUAAAAUUGAAAGUUACAACAUCCCUUACACUUCUUGGAAUAAAGCCUAUUACAGUCUGAGUAUUAUUCGACAAUAAUAGAACCAUUGAGAAUACGUGCAAUAGUUAAUUUUUGCAGGGAUGUGAAGGUAUGAUUUUCAGAAAUGAAAAGAAAUGGGGAAAAUGCUUUACACUCCUUUAUAAGAAACACAACUGAGAAUGUGAAAGCAAUUCCCAUGCUGUGUGGAUUACAACGUGCUCUUUUCUUUCUUUUUUUUUUAAAUUUUCAGUGGCAGAUACCCUCACUGACUAAAGCUAGAAUCUGUUAACUGCUGUAUGUGCUCAGGUCCUUGUGCCAUUUCUGUCAAUGGGGUAUUAGUGAAAACACAAGCUAGGGAGCUGUAGAUACUGUUCCUAGUGAUUUUUAUGCAGUCAAAUAAUCAACUCAUAUAGAAGUUUUCAGGCUCAACAAGUAAUGUUGAAAGAUUCAAAAUUAAACACUGUGUAAACUCUUUUGAAUAGGAGCAAAUAAAAGUAUAAAAUUUUGUGUUACUACUGGAGAAAGUUAAGGUUUCGGUAAUCAAGGAAAAAGCUUUGACAAAUUGGUACAGCAACGUAGGUGAGCUAAUAAACAACAGCAGCAGUUCAAAACUGCAAUAGGAAGAUCCAGGUAUAUCCCUUAGUUGUAACAGAGGAAGGUAAAAAAUGUCCUUUUGCUUUUACUAGCAGUAUUUAAAGACAUCACUAAUGAUCCCAUCAACAUCGUGGCAAAGGAAUCAAAGUUCUGAGGUUUCUGAGGUUAACAGUGGAAGGAUAAUCCUUUUUUUUAUUCUGGAUUUAAAUACCAGAACUACACCAAACACAUAGGUGUACAGAUAAGCAGAGCGACAUUGUAACUGCUGGAAAAUAAUUUAAAUCAGAUCUUGGGAAUAUGGGAAUAAAAAAAUGAUUGAAAGGUUA
Chroicocephalus ridibundus (black-headed gull) is the source of this 8693-nucleotide messenger RNA. RefSeq names its product autophagy related 12 (gene ATG12). Gene Ontology annotation, biological process: C-terminal protein lipidation; nucleophagy; autophagy of mitochondrion. The record is from RefSeq and is a predicted model, not a curated record. Gene Ontology annotation, cellular component: cytoplasm; phagophore assembly site membrane; Atg12-Atg5-Atg16 complex. Lineage: Eukaryota; Metazoa; Chordata; Aves; Charadriiformes; Laridae. The transcript has 4 exons. The coding region runs from base 1 to 453 and encodes 150 amino acids.